CUAUUCAAUUGAGUUACAUAUGUGGAUGAAAAAUAUACACUUACUAACUACAACUUAUAAAUACGACAAUAAAUUAAAAAAUAAAUCCGUCAAACUGGUUUAUUAUCAGUCAAACAAAAAUCGUAGUGUAACAAUAAGCUUGCUGUCAUCAUUAUAUUUCACUCUGUCAUUUAGCUGAAAGGUGUUAGUAUAGUUUUUAUUCUAUCGAAUAAGCUAAGAAAAUAAUAAUUUAAAUGUAGUUAGAAAAUACUAGAAAAUUACUUUUUAACUUUGUAAUUAAUGAUUUAAUUCAAUUAUUCAUUAGCCAAGUGAUUAGCUUUCGAUUAACUUAUAUUUAAUGAUAGCAUUAAGAAUAGCAGACGUGUUAAACGAGAGACGUGCUCUUAUAGUAUACUAUCAUAGUAACUGCCAUAAAAUCGGCUGUGUGCCGGCGUUGAUGGACAACAGUGACGACGAAACUUGCUCCACAAAUAGCACAGUCGAGGCUUAUGAAGAAGAUGGAGCAGAUGGCUGUUGUAACAGGAAUCCGGACAUUUUGGAUUUACUCGAUCCCCGUCGUCUGUCUGAUCUAUUGGACCCGUCCCAUUUAGUGGCCGUUUUGGACGGCUGCCUCAAAACGGACUACGUUCGAGGCUGUGUAGUAGAAACUUGGGACACUGGACUCAGUGAACACUUAGAAGCUAUCGCACAUCUCGUAUUAUACCAGACUUCUGAACACACUGUAAGUCAAAUGGUGUGCGAUCAACUCACUGAACUAUCUGCAGCUUUGAGGCCUACCGAUAAGAAGCAUCCAGCCUGUGUGGACGCAGGCCGCGUAUAUGGUACUCUGAAGUCAGCAGCUCGUUCCCUUUUGUCAACUCAUGUCGACCUGUGCUGCCGGCAGAAUAUGUGUCGUGCUGUGGGUCUGGCUGUGGUAGCACUUCGUUCAAGCACUAGGCCAGUGUUUUCUGUAGAAAACUUUUUAGUGGAAAUUAAUAGCGCCGCUAACUUUGCCAACCUUUACUGCACUUCUUACGCUAAACGUAUUUGCGCAGUACUCAAAGAAAUUUACGACGUAGUUAUGGCAGGCGAUUAUCAUCCUACCAAUGUAGUGGUACAAAUGGCUGUUAUGGAAAAAAGUAUCAAGGCAGCGUUGGAAACGCUUGCAGAUAAUCGUGCGACAUCUGCUCAAAAGAUAACUGUGCAAAAAUCUCUUCUUGACGAACUCGACAACAUCUGUACCACGAUACGCAUGAAAAACUAUGGUUCUUUAGACUCGCCAAUCACUCAGAUGGAACUGAUGGAUCAUCCUCCUGUCCGUUCCGUUUACUUCACCAUGAGCCCCUGGAGAUCACCGAUUACCAUGUACCAUCAAAAGUCCGGGGCCAGUAUCGACCAACUCAUCAAAAACGGCAUUCGACUGAUUGAGAUUCUAGUGACGGAAAUAUUCAAACCUUGUUUGAGCAAACGACAUCGCCGCUGGAGUAAAUAACGCUGACAGCAAAAUUAUUAUUGUUUUGUACAUAAUUUUUAUUGUUAUUUUAUAAUUAACUAUAAAGUAUAUGUUAUUAUACUUGAUACAUUUUUACUCAAUAACGUUCUCUUUUCUAUAACUGUACUAUGGUGAAAUGUUUUUUAUAUUUAUCGUAUAAGUCUACAUUGUAUUGUGACUUUAUUAUUUUUAUUAAAUAUUUAUUAUAAUUGCUUUCAA
Molecule: messenger RNA, 1690 nt
Organism: Daktulosphaira vitifoliae (grape phylloxera)
Lineage: Eukaryota; Metazoa; Arthropoda; Insecta; Hemiptera; Phylloxeridae
Exons: 2
Coding region: 338-1471 (377 amino acids)
Source: RefSeq, a predicted model, not a curated record